AAAAUUUCGCAAUGAAGGAAAAAAAUAUUUUUCUUCAUAUUUGGUAUUAAGUGGUAACAAAAGUUCUUAAACAAUAACAAAUGCAUAGAGACAAAGUUCCAUUUUCAAAUUUAUCAUAAUAAUACCAUUCUUAGUUUUUAGAGUUUUUCACCAUAAACAAACAUGUUAUAAUUGCCUGAUAAACAAUUAAUUAACCAAAAAUUAUAAAACAAUACACUUUUUCAAAAAUAGUCCCCCAAAACAUGGGGGUAAUUCCUAAAUUAUUCAAGGUAAGGAUUAAUGCAAGUAAAACUUAAAUUUAUGAACUCCAUUUUUAUGUCCAAAAAAGAACUCCAUUUUUAUGUCAAAAAAAAAAAAAAAAAAAAAAUUUGAAACUAAAAAAAAAUUGAAAAAAGAGACAAAAAGGCCAGCAGCUGUAAAAAUUAGCUUUAAAUAUUCAAAAAAAGCCUGGAAAUUUCUUUCUGUCUCUUCUACCUCUUCCCUCCCAAUUCCCAAUGACUCAUAUGAUGGAGAAUUUGUUUGGCUGACUCCACAAAAAUCCCUUCCCUACACUACACUCUUCUACUCAUCACUAGAUAAAUCAAGAAUUUUAUAUUUUACUCUUAUUAAAUUCAGCCAAACAAAUUUAAGGUCUAAUUUCUUUUUCAUUUAUUCCCUUUAUUAAUAUCUUUUCUUGCAUUUUCUUGUUAAUAAGGUUGAACAAGAAUAAUGGUUUCAUUGAUAAUUCCCAAUGGAUUACAUUCAAACCCAUUAUUUAUCAAAAAAUUCCCAAAAUCAUCUUCAAUUUCCAUGAAAAAUUCCAUCAUUUGUUUUGAAUCCCAAACCUCAAAAUUCCUUACCCCUUACAAUUUCUUCAACAAAUUAUGGAAACCCAAUUCUACAAACAAACGUUGUUUCAUUGUUCAACCACCAAAGGCGGCCGUGCCGCCGCCGCCGCCUUUCGGGGAAAAAUGUAAGGGCAGGAUCCCCAUGAGAUGGAGAAUUGGUGAUGAGAUAAUUGUUGAAACAAAGAUUGGUGUUAGCAAAAAUGAUAAUACUAUUAGUAGUAGUAAAAAUCAAAUGUUGGUUUUGUGUGGAUUGGGUUAUUGGGUACAAGGGUUUAGGUGUUUUCCAUGGUUAGCUCUUAAUUUUCAUAUGGCACAAAAUCUGAAUUAUGAUCCUUCAACUUUACAGUGGGUGCAAUAUUGUGGUAUUCUUCCAAUGGUGGCUAAACCCUUUUAUGGGAUUUUAUCUGAUGCUCUUUAUAUUGGUGCUGCUCAUAGAAUUCCUUAUAUUUGUAUUGGAGUUAUCUUGCAGGUCUUUUCAUGGGGACCGUUAUCGUUAAUUCCAGUUGUGGGUGAAGCCUUUCCUACCCUUAUGGCAUGCGUUCUUCUCAGUAAUCUUGGUGCAGCUGUCACAGAGGUUGCACAAGAUGCUCUUAUUGCAGAAUAUGGACAAAAACAUAAAAUUGUUGGGCUACAGUCCUAUACAUUCAUGGCAAUAGCAGUUGCAGGAAUUCUAGGCAACUCGUUGGGUGGUAUACUACUAUCGAAAUCGCAUCCAAGGACUCUCUUAUCUAUCUUUACACUCCUGCUGUCUGUUCAACUUCUAAUUUCUAUAUCAACAAAGGAGGAGUCCCUUGGUUUAUCAAAGCCUCUAAGUACUAUUGUUGAACAAAGUUCAAGCUUGAGCAAUAUAAAGAGACAGUUUUCUGAUCUUCUAGUUGCUUUGAGUGAUGAUAAGAUAUCUCGUCCUCUAUUUUGGGUUGUAGCUUCUAUUGCAAUGGUGCCAAUGCUCACAGGAUCUAUCUUUUGCUAUCAAACACAAUCCCUUAAUCUUGACCCUUCAGUUAUCGGUGUUUCCAAGGUAAUUGGGCAGAUGCUGCUCUUAUCAUUAACUGUGCUCUAUGACCGGUAUUGGAAAAAUAUUCCCAUAAGGAAAUUGAUUGGCAUAGUGCAAUUCUUAUAUGCCUUUUCUCUCCUCCUUGACCUUGUUCUAGUCACACAAAGCAACCUGAAGUUCGGAAUACCAAACAAUGUUUUCGCUUUGUGCUUUUCAGGGUUGGCUGAGACCAUUGCUACUUUUAAAACAGUACCAUUUUUUGUGCUUAUUGGGAGCUUAUGCCCUUCAGGAUGUGAGGCUUCAGUCACUGCGUUCUUGGCCUCAGCUUUAACUUUGUCAACAAUUGUUAGUGGUUUUUUUGGUAUUGGAUUGGCUUCUGUACUUGGUAUAACUUCUGACAAUUACACUAGCCUCUCUGUAGGGAUCAUGCUGCAGAGUUUGGCUGCUUUAGUGCCUUUAGUUUGGAUCAACAACUUACCAAUUUCACAACUUUCCGUUGAAAAGGAAAAGAAGAAAGGCAGGAGUAAAAGGAGCCGAAAAAACAGGAGAGUUGGAAGAGUGACGCUCAACUCAAUCUUUUCUUACCGUCGAAAAAGGGAAUCUGAGACACAAAGAUGACAACAUUCUUAUUAUGUUAUUUAGGAAUAACACAGGAAUAUCCACUUAAGUCCUGAUGACUUGUGCCUCAUGCUUGAACUCCUAAGAGGAUACAAUACAUAUUUGGUUUAAAUCCCAGAAUAGUUCAAAUAUCCCCCAAACUACGCUGGUGCUGAUUUUUGUUUGGGCAACAAGGAGCGAUAUGAUUAUUUUGGUCCAGUUCCUUUCUGCUGAAUUUACAGAGUCAGUAGAUUCGCUACUUGAGUUCAUUAACUAAGUGGGACUCUUUUUUUGGCUGUAAGUUAUAACACCAGUUUAUCUCUAUCUUUGUUCAGUGGUGAAGUUCAGUAUGGAUAGGAUGCUGUUCAUCCAAAUGAACGAAACACACAGUUGAUAUAGAAGAUUCAGACAUCUUGCUCAAAUGAAUCACUCCAGGGCGAUUAAUCAGAUGCACAAUUGGUGUAGAAGGUACAGACAAAUUGCUUGAAGAUCAGUUAGAAGCUGGUCAGAUGCUCAUACCGGAGCUGCCCAGUUUUGCUUCAAUUGUAUAUAUGCACUUCCAUUGAUGACCUGUUGCAUUAAUUUGAGCGAAAUGCCAUAUGCAUCUUGAUGAAAUCAGUCAUUUAGUCGGUUUCGUUUCUUGAUAUUAAGAAUUGUAACUGAUGUUGGAUUCGUUACCAGUAUCUGAUUGAUUCACUUGAGUCCUGAGUCCUGUACAGCACGAAGUUUUGUAUAAUAAUAAGGUUCUUGGUGGUA
Messenger RNA from Chenopodium quinoa (quinoa), 3174 nucleotides. Its product is annotated as probable folate-biopterin transporter 9, chloroplastic. The record is from RefSeq and is a predicted model, not a curated record. Bases 709 to 2439 code for a protein of 576 amino acids. Lineage: Eukaryota; Viridiplantae; Streptophyta; Magnoliopsida; Caryophyllales; Amaranthaceae. The transcript has 2 exons. Gene Ontology annotation, cellular component: membrane.